This is a messenger RNA of Exophiala mesophila, 982 nucleotides long. RefSeq lists its product as uncharacterized. Gene Ontology annotation, molecular function: nucleic acid binding; RNA-DNA hybrid ribonuclease activity. The transcript is spliced from 2 exons. NCBI's taxonomy places the organism in Eukaryota, Fungi, Ascomycota, Eurotiomycetes, Chaetothyriales, Herpotrichiellaceae. Bases 173 to 982 code for a protein of 269 amino acids. The record is from RefSeq and is a predicted model, not a curated record. Gene Ontology annotation, biological process: DNA replication, removal of RNA primer.
AGACCUUCUACGCUCUGUCCCUCCACGUUGAUAAUUACAGACAUCCUAUGUCUUGAAACCACAACCAAAGUUCUCACGGUCGCUCCGACCAGCGGAACAGGAGCGUAGUUCCUUCCACAAGGCAGAAUACUCGCAUCCGAUCCUGUCGUCGACUGAACCUCCAGCACUGCUCAUGUACCAGGGGCCGACUAGUGAGAGCCAACGGGGCCCAUUUCCCCAGCUUUUCGAAGGUCGCAUCGCUCAAGGAUAUUCUUGCAUACUGGCGAUUUCCCCUAUUGAAAUCGGCUCCAACGGCACACGGUUUCAUCCUCCAAAUGAGUUUGAGACUCCCGAAUCUCUCUUCACACCAGGAAUCCCAUCCACUGCUAGCAUACCCUCACCCCGCUGGCUUCGCCGUACAGAUAACUGCGAAGGCCUUGUUUAUGCUGACGGUGCUUGUCUGGGGAAUGGCACCGACCAGGCAAGGGCCGGCUAUGCGUUCGUCUUCGGCCCACCCAACCCUCGACAAUCCCCUCUCCAAUCCGGAUCUCGUGCUCGCAACCAUACCGAGACCUCUCGCCCUACGACUACGAAGUUGAGACUCGAGCUCCACGGUCCACAAGGUACGCCCGAGCUGCAAACAAGCAAUCGCGCUGAGCUACGAGCUGUUAUUGCUGUUAUGCAGUUUCGUGCCUGGUGGGGCGAGGGCAUCCAAAGACUUGUAAUUGCGACUGACUCUUCAUACGUGGUUGACUGUGCUACGCAGAGUAUUCAUGCUUGGCAGACUAACGGGUGGAGGACGGCGAAAGGUCCGCCAGUCAAAAACCGAGAUCUUUGGGAAUUGUACCUGGCAGAGCUACAGCGCUGUAGCAACUCCGGAUUACAUGUUCUCUUUUGGAAAAUCCCAAGAGAAUGGAACUCCACAGCCGAUGCAGCAGCAAGGGAAGCUGCCACCCUACCUGAUACAGAAGAAUAUUCGAAGGUCUUGGGCGUUUGCUGUUAG